AUGACGACUCCGAAGCCAGUCGAGUGGGUCACCUCUCUCAUCACCCGUUUCGAGGAGCAGUUACCAUGUCGGAGCGGUACGUCGAGUACACAUAGUAAGCAGAAUGUGGAGCAAAUCAUCGAAUGCCUAAUCGCCAUCUCGAAACAUAAGUUUUCUCUCAUCAUCUCAUCGCUGACCAAAAUUCUUCAAAGCAUUGAGCGCUCACACGGAACCCUUCAACCGGAGUUCGAGAAAAACUACUACGAAUCUCAACUUAUAGUGUUGGAUACCCUGGAAAAAUGCUUCACAAGACAGAGCAUCACCGCGGAAAGGACCUUCGACGAGGCGAUCCAUGUAAAAGCUUUACUACGAGAGCUCUGCCAACUUAUGGACAUGCCGGAUUCACCAAUGGUAACACCUUUGAAAGCAUUGGCGUCGAAGGUGCUGAAAGCUCUCUCGCAAAACAACUUCAGCACGGUCUUUUCUCGGAUACAAAGCAAGCUCUCCGAAUUAUCGACUGCCUCAGAGGAGCAAGCCGACUUCUCCGACAUAGAACUGAUACAGCACAUAAAUCUGGAUCUGGUUCGAUUGACGAAGCUCCUGAACGAAAUCUCAUUGAAAAUGAAAACUCCGCGGAAAAACGCCUACGUGUGCUUGAUGAGCAGCUUGGAGAAAGCAAUAUGGAAUUGGCUCGACACUUACCCGGCAGAAUUCAUGGAAUUACAGAAGAGACCAGAUGACGAACUUGCAGAGAUAUGCGAUCGACUUUUCGAACAACUCGAACUAUUCGCCGAAUCAAACAAACGGAAAGCCCAAGCGUGGCCCUUGCAGAUCAUGCUGCUCCUCCUCUGUCCCUCAAUUUUGGAGGAAAUAGUCAACGCAGACGGAGGGGCGCCAUGCAGCCCGAAACAUCAGAAAAAGAAAGCUUUCAUCGACGCAGUGAAAAAGGCUCUACAGCCCCAUGGCGCCUCGAAACAAUUAACAGAAGGAGCCGCAGUAACUUGCGUCAAAUUGUGCAAGGCAUCCACGUACAUCAAUAUAUUGGAUUCAACGAACGUUGUCUUCACAUUAGUGCAAUCUGUUAUGCAGGACUUGAAAAUCCUUUUAUUUAAUCCAUCGAAACCAUUCGUGAGAUCAAGUUCUCAGUCAGCCAUGUGGGCAGACGUCGAAAUGAUGAUCGACUGUUUCGUGUCCUGUUUCCGCAUAAAUCCUCACAACAACGAGGCACUCAAGGUGUGUCUCAAUCAGUCGAACAACGUGAACAUGACCACCUACCACUACGUAUUACUCAGCGCCUUGCACAGAAUCAUCACCCAGCCUCGGCUGCCCUGGUGGCCUCAAAUUGAUGUGCUCUAUUCGAGGGCAACCGACCUUCGCUCUCUUUUUACCGAUACGAUGAGUAAGGUUUCAACCUCCCUUCCGGCGCACACUUCAUUGCGCAUGAUAAGUUCAUUAACUUUGAAAGAGAAAGUGAGUACGCUUAAGUUCAAAGAGAGAGGCGAAGAAACGCUGGGUCACCGGAAUAUCAUGCUACUACUCGUGCGUCUGUGCCGUGCGGAUCCAAUGCUCAUGCUGAGUAAUCCUGGCAAGGCUGGUCAUGAGAUCCAGGCGUCCACAUUGGGGCUCCUCAAUGGCCUGGUUGCCCUAAUGCUGAAUCAGGCUAUACCCGACGUAGCUCAGGAAGCGAUGGAAGCGUCCUUGGUUCUACAUCAUCCCGACAACAUCGAAAUGUGGAACCCAGAGGCACCAAUCAACUCUUUCUGGGAUAUAAGUUCACAGGUGAUAUUUUCAAUUGCGCAAAAACUGGCACAGCACCAAGUGUCGAACUUCGCGGAAAUACUCAAGUGGUUACGAGAAGUCUUGAAGUGCCGAAACGCCUUCCUAAGAAGACACAGAGAGUAUGCCAAUCUAGGGAGUCACGUUGCCAUUUGUAAGCAAUGUCAGAUCAAACAAGAAAUGGUUUGGUUCACCUACUUGUGGUCGAUCGACAUUGAAGCCGUCCUCGUAGCGAUGUCAUGCUUCGCGCUGAGCUGCGAAGAAGCUGACGUAAGAUGCGGACAGGACGAUCUUAGUGUCACUUAUUUAAUGCCCAACUACGUCGUCUACAUGGAGAUUGCGGCAGCAUCACAAGUUCUGUUAACGGGUCGUGCGGCGCUCCAAAAGCGCAUCAUGGCCUUGUUGCGGAAAGUCCAGCACUGUACGCCAGGCUGCCUAUUGGCCUGGGAGGACAGCUUCGUCACCUGGACUUACACAAGCGCCGUUCUAAGCAGCUAUCCAAAAGCCAAGUUGGAUGAAAUCACCAUAGGCGAUAAUGUUCAUCGGGCAGCUAUUAUCAAGAGGCGAGCAUCGCACGCCACCACGGAUCAUGAUUUUGAGGAUCUUAUCAAUGAAUGGGCCAAUAUGACAGGGUUCCUCGCUGCUCUAGGCGGCGUCUGCCUUCAGAGGAAAAACGUCAACAAAAACCAGGCAACAUCAGCGACAUCGAGCACGCAAACGGCCAAAGAUCAGCAGCGCGAGCAGAAUCGGAAAAUGUUGGGGACCAGCUUGGAGGUGAGCUCUACUUAUUGCCCGGUGUUCGAUUUUGUAGGUCAAGUACUGAAGUUGCUGACGUGCACCAACGAAAAAUUCGGCACUCAGAUACAGAAACACGUCAAAGACCUCGUGGCUCACGAGAUGGCGCCCUCACUAUACCCAAUGUUGUUCGAUCAGGUGAAAGCCAACAUCGAUAAGUUUUUCGACUCGCAAGGCCAAGUAGCCGUCAACGACACGAACACGCUUUUCGUAGAACACAUAAUUUUCAUCAUAAAGUCAAUACUCGAAAGACGCGGCGAACAUAAUGCCGAGCACUUGGGUGUCACCUCCAUGGAAUCGCUAAUGCUUGCUAUUGUACGAUACGUGCGGCAUCUCGACACGACCGUGCACGCCAUCCAAAUCAAGACCAAGCUCUGUCAACUGGUCGAGGUGAUGAUGGGACGUCGGGACGACCUGUCGUUCCGACACGAGAUGAAGUUCCGCAACAAAAUGGUCGAAUACCUCACCGAUUGGGUCAUGGGCAACUCGCACCAGAUCGCGCCGCCCGCGAGUGGGGACGUGACCGCCAUGACCCGCGACCUCGACCAGGCGUGCAUGCGGGCGGUGGCCGCACUUCUCCUCGGGCUUCCACUUCAACCGGAGGAAAACGACCGAGGAGACUUAAUGGAAGCAAAAUCCCAACUGUUCCUAAAGUACUUCUCACUAUUCAUGAAUCUCUUGAACGAAUGUACUGAAACCCCAGACGAUUGCAAGGACGGUCUAGGACCCGCGUCGUUACCCUCUGGCACCACAGUAGCAGUUCGUAAUCUUAGAAUGACAGCAGCAGUAUUGACCGAGCUCCGUAGGGUAACCAUUCAAGCUAUGUCAAACCUUCUAAGCGCCAACAUUGACUCGGGCCUGAUGCAUUCGAUCGGGCUCGGCUACCACAAAGAUCUCCAGACUCGCGCUGCCUUCAUGGAGGUGCUCACGAAGAUCCUUCAACAGGGCACCGAAUUCGACAUGCUCGCCGAAACGGUCCUCGCCGACAGAUUCGAGCAGUUGGUGCAACUUGUCACCAUGAUCGGUGACAAAGGCGAACUUCCAAUCGCCAUGGCACUUGCCAGUGUUGUGGUCACUCCUCAGAUGGAUGAAUUAGCCAGGGUAUUCGUUACAUUAUUCGAUGCUAAGCAUUUACUGAGUCCUCUUCUGUGGAACAUGUUCUACAAGGAGGUCGAGUUGUCAGAUUGCAUGACAACAUUAUUCCGUGGGAACUCCCUCGGCAGUAAAAUAAUGGCCUUCUGCUUCAAAAUAUACGGUGCGUCGUACCUCCUCAAUUUGCUGGGACCUCUCAUCACCCCGCUUUUGGAGCCGGCGGCGAACCAGGUUUCGUAUGAAGUAGAUCCAGCGCGUACUGAUCCAUCGGACAAUGUAGAGGAUAAUCGGCUAAAUCUGCUCCAGCUGACGAGUCGUGUCUUCACGGCAAUCAUACAAUCGGCGGAUAGCUUUCCGCCGCAACUGCGCUCCAUGUGUCACUGUUUAUACCAGGUUCUCAAUAAGAGAUUCCCGAACUAUCCACAUAAUCUGUCGGCCGUCGGGACCGUAAUCUAUCUCCGAUUCAUUAAUCCGGCCAUCGUUGCUCCGUACGAGAUGGGCAUCGUCGACCGUCAGCCUUCGUCGCGGACGAAGCGUGGUCUAAUGCUCAUGUCGAAGAUUCUACAAAACAUCGCCAACCAUAUCGAGUUCUCGAAGGAACAGCACAUGGUCCCGUUCAACGACUUCCUACGGGCCAACUUCGAGACCAACCGCCGCUGGGUGAUGCAGAUCACGUCGGACUGUGAGCCCAACGACGCAACUACCCAUGCCAUGCCGUUCAUCAGCGACGCAAACGUACACGCUCUCCACCGCCUGCUCUGGAAUCACCAGGAAAAGAUCGGAGACUACCUGUCCUCGUCCAGGGAUCACAAGGCGGUGGGAAGACGACCCUUCGACAAAAUGGCAACGCUGCUCGCUUACCUGGGCCCUCCGGAACACAAGCCUAUGGACUCGCAGUGGUCGAGCAUGGAUAUGACGUCCACUAAAUUCGAGGAGUUCAUGAAUCGCCACAACGUUCUCGAAAAAGACGAAUACAAAUCCAUCAAGUCUCUGAAUCUAUUCUAUCAGAGCGGGACGAGCAAAGCCGGUCAUCCGGUGUUCUACUACAUCGCUCGCCGUUAUAAAAUCGGUGAAGUCAACGGCGACCUCCUCAUGUAUCACGUAAUUCAAGUCCUCAAACCUUACUGUAAAAAGCCAAUCGAAGUGGUUAUCGAUUUCACGCAUACGUCGGCAGACAACCGUUUCCGUACCGAAUAUCUACAAAAGUGGUUUCUGGUCAUGCCGGACGUCGUGAUGGAAAACGUUCAGGCUGUCUACAUCUACAACUGCAAUUCGUGGGUCCGCGAGUACACCAAGUACCACGAGCGUAUUCUCGCACCGAUCAAGGGUUCGCGGAAACUUCUGUUCGUCGAGUCGCCGUCCCGUCUGAGCGACUUUAUCGACGUCGAACAGCUGCAACUACCCGGUGCGACGCUCAGCUUGGAAGAGGACCUCAAAGUGUUCAAUAACGCCCUCAAACUCAGCCAUAAAGACACCAAGGUCGCGAUCAAAGUUGGGCCGACCGCAAUCCAGGUGACGUCCGCCGAAAAAACCAAAGUCCUCUCGCAUUCCGUUCUGCUGAACGAUGUGUACUACGCGUCGGAGAUCGAAGAAGUCUGCUUGGUCGACGACAACCAAUUCACCCUGACCAUCGCGGACGAAAGUGGGCCUCUAUCUUUUAUACACAACGAUUGCGAUACCAUCGUGCAGGCAAUUAUCCACAUCCGGACCCGUUGGGAGCUCUCCCAGCCCGACUCCGUGACGGUACACACGAAAAUUCGGCCGAAAGACGUCCCUGGCACACUGCUCAACAUGGCCCUGCUGAACCUCGGGUCGGCGGAUCCGAGUCUUCGGACCGCCGCGUACAACCUCAUGUGCGCGCUCACGCAAACUUUCGACCUCAAGAUCGACGGCCAACUACUGGAGACGAACGGGCUCUGCAUUCCGUCGAAUAACACGAUCUUCAUAAAGCAGAUCAGCGAUAAACUCUCCCAGUCUGCGUACCAUCUGACUUUGGAGUUCCUCGAAGAAUGCAUCCAAGGCUUUUCGAACUCUUCAAUCGAGCUGAAACAUCUCUGCCUCGAAUACAUGACGCCGUGGCUACCGAAUCUCACCCGUUUUUGCAAACACACCGACGACCAGAGACGCCAACGGGUGGCCUCGAUCCUGGACAAGCUCAUCACGUUGACAAUUGAGGAAAUUGAAAUGUACCCAAGCAUCCAAGCUAAGAUAUGGGGUAAGAUGGGUCAAGUGUCCGACCUGUUGGACAUGGUGUUAGACAGUUUCAUCAAGCGGAGUGUGACAAGAGGCCUCGGGUCGCUACAAUCAGAAAUUAUGGCCGAUACCGCAGUGGCGUUAGCUUCGGCGAACGUCCAAUUGGUCGCUAUGAAAGUUAUAAGCAGGUUAUGUCGUGUGAUCGAGCGGACAUGCAAUUCACCGACUACCUGUUUAGAACAGCAUCUGAUGUGGAACGACAUCGCCGUUUUGGCAAGAUACCUCCUCAUGUUAUCAUUCAACAACUCGCUGGACGUUGCCAGCCAUCUACCGUAUCUAUUUCACAUAAUCACCUUGUUGGUUCAUACCGGACCCCUGUCUUUACGCGCGUCGAUCCACGGCCUCGUGAUCAACGUUAUUCAUUCGUUGUGCACAUGUUCGAAGCCUUCGUUCAGCGACGGGAAACACAUCCUACGUCUGUCGCUGGACGAGUUCUCUCUGCCAAAGUUCUACCUACUGUUCGGCAUUUCGAAAGUGAAAUCCACAGCAGUCACAGCCUUCCGUAACAACUACCGACAAAAUGAUCUCCACAUCGAUCGGCUCUUUACCAGUAUCGGAAGCGAUUCGGAGAAAAUUCCACUAACAUCGCUCGAAGUCAUCACCGACGCGCUGCUCGAAAUCAUGGAGGCUUGCACCAUGAACGCCCCCGGCUCAGACUGGCUGCAUCAGUGGACGACACUCGCCAAGAGUUUCGCGUUCCGCUACAAUCCAGCCAUACAAUCUCGAGCCCUAAUCGUGUACGGUUGCAUCUGCAAAUCGGUCAGGGACCAGGAAGUCCGACAGUUGCUGCGAAUUCUCGUCAAAGCACUCGAGUCGUUCACGGACAUGCAGCUCAUCGAAUCCAUAAUCAUGUGUCUUACGAGACUGCAACCGCUAAUCCGUGCCGAAUCACCGAUCCACCGAUCAUUGUUCUGGGUGGCGAUUUUUGUGCUUGAAUUGGACGAAAUGAAACUAUAUGCCGCAGGACUGGCGUUGUUGGAGCAGAAUCUCCACACGCUAGAUUCCCAAGGAAUGUUCGAGGCUCCCAAUACGCUGAGAAAUAUCAUGAUGGCGACACGUGAUCCCCUGGAAUGGCACUUUAAACAACUGGACCAUUAUGUGGGUCUGUCUUUCACGUUCCAUUUCCAUUUCGCUCUGGUUGGCCAUUUGGCAAAGGGCUACCGACAUCCAUCCGCUACGACAGUCUCACGAACCACUCGCGUCCUGAAUACUCUCCUAACCAUUGUCGCAAAGCCCCACAAGCGGGACAAGUUCGAAGUGACCGCCGAAUCCGUGGCCUACCUUUGCGCGCUGGUCGCAGUUUCCGGAGAAGUGCGAUCCCGUUGUCAUCUCAAACAUCGGACAACCCCAGCCAUAACGAUGAACCGACCGGCCGAAUCCGGUGCCACGAGUCCAGUGAACCCGGUUUCACCGAAGAAGGAGAACCCGAAUCUCCUAUCGAAGUGUGUCUCUGCAGGACAGACGCAAACGAAGUCAUUCGACACUGCGAUGGACGGUGUGUCUGGGAGCAAUCAGCGAAUGGUCCUCCGGUCGAGCUCGGCACCAUCGACGGCUCAGGGUCAGAAGCUGCGGGAACACUCGAUGGACGAGGGUCCGUCCACGUCGGGAUUCCAUAAUCAAACGCUAUCUGCACAUGCCCAGCAGGUUUUCUCCCCUCAACAGCUGCCCGUAGCUUCAGCUCCACCAGCUCUGAAGGACUGUCACACGUCGGAGCACGUGGCCUCGCCGCAGCCGACGGCUCCACCGGUUCCGGAUACACCUGUCGAAGCCAGUCGUGUAUCGAUCUCGAACGAAGACAAUGUCCUGUUGGAUCCCGAGGUCCUGGUAGAAUUUUCUCAACAGGCAUUAGCAUUGACGAUUCUAGCAACACUCGUCAGAUGCACAACCGAUGAAAACGAGGCACGCAUUCUCUACGAAUAUCUUGCUGAAGCCUCCGUCGUUUUUCCCAAAGUGUUCCCUGUAAUCAUUCCACUCCUUGAUGGGAAAAUCAAUAGUGUUGUUUCUAUGGGCUAUGACCAAAUAAUCCUCUCGGCCGUGCAAUGCAUAAUCAAAAACAUGGUGGUAUUCUGUGAGGAACAGUACCAGAAUCAAAUGCAUCUAUACCUGCAAAGCAUUGGCUUUGGUGGGCUGUGGCGAUUCGCCGGACCCUUUGAAACGACGAAACUCAAUGCUGCGAAUACUCAAACUCAACCGGCUUCAUUCGACAGCGUCGACUUAUUCGUCAAUGCCCUCGAGGCUAUGGUGGACACAUGCAUAAGUGAUGAGGAAUCUGAACCAGGCAAUGGCGAAAUACUCCAGCACUAUCCAUCGUCAUUGUCAGUGGCGUCAACCAUAAAUCUUUCGUCUUCGAUGUCUAGCCUAGCCUUGGGAUCUCCGACGGAAAAGGAAAUGGCCGCUGCGACCACGUCGAACGCAUCGGCAUCCACAAGCGGUGAAACUUCUCGAGGCCAUCCUCAACUCCCACGGCAACGGUCACUGCGCGCCUCCCAGUCCAAACAGCAGAGGACGCCCCAAGGAGAAUAG
Galendromus occidentalis (western predatory mite) is the source of this 8418-nucleotide messenger RNA. It is a transcript of the gene Nf1, whose product is annotated as neurofibromin 1. The record is from RefSeq and is a predicted model, not a curated record. Lineage: Eukaryota; Metazoa; Arthropoda; Arachnida; Mesostigmata; Phytoseiidae. Bases 1 to 8418 code for a protein of 2805 amino acids. The transcript has 22 exons. Gene Ontology annotation, biological process: regulation of GTPase activity.